Molecule: messenger RNA, 1530 nt
Organism: Cordyceps fumosorosea ARSEF 2679
Lineage: Eukaryota; Fungi; Ascomycota; Sordariomycetes; Hypocreales; Cordycipitaceae
Product: General substrate transporter
Exons: 2
Coding region: 1-1530 (509 amino acids)
Biological process (GO): monosaccharide transmembrane transport
Cellular component (GO): membrane
Molecular function (GO): hexose transmembrane transporter activity
Source: RefSeq, a predicted model, not a curated record
AUGGCCGGCGAAGAAGCCACGGGACGAGGACUCCGAGACAUUACGUUUCAUCUCAUCUCGCUGCUUGUCAUCGCGACCCUCGGCCCCCUACAAUUCGGGUUCCAUCUCGCCGAGCUCAACGCGCCCCAGGAUGUCAUCACCUGCAAGAAGAACUCCAUCGCCUCUCUCGUGAGGCUAGCCGCCCGUGCUCUCGAUGAGGACAAUGGCGGCAGAAGCUGGGUGCCCGCGUGCAUCCCCAUGAACGAGGCCGCCUUCGCCUUUGUGUCCUCGGCCUUCACCGUCGGCGGACUCCUCGGUGCGCUCAGUGCCGGCGACGUCUCCUCUAAACGCGGCCGGCUGCCCGCCAUGCGGCUGACCGCGCUGCUCUUCGCGCUGGGCUCCCUCGUCGAGACUGUCGCCGGCAGCGUCGCCGUCUUCUCGCUCGGUCGCUUCCUCGCCGGCAUCGGCGCCGGCGCCGCCACCGUCGUCGUCCCGCUGUACAUUAGCGAGGUCGCGCCGCCCGACCGCCGCGGCCUAUUCGGCGUCAUGACGCAGGUGUCCAUCAACGUCGGCAUCCUGGCCGCGCAGGUCCUGGGGUACUUUUUCAGCCACGGCGGCGCGUGGAGGGUCAUCUUGGGCGCCGCGGCGUGCCUCAGCGUGGCGCAGGCGCUAGGGCUGCUGCUGGCGGUCCCGGAGAGCCCGGCGUGGGUCGCGGCGCAUCGCGGCGAUGCGGCGGGCGCGAGGAGGAUCCUGCAGAAGAUUCGCGGCCGCAAGGUCGACAUCGAGAGCGAGACGAGCGCGUGGGGAGGUGCUGGCGUUGCAGGAGAGGCGCAGGGCCUGCUGUCGCAGUCGGAAGAAGGCAUGGUCUCCGGCGCCGCUACUGCACCGAAUCAUCUGGGCUUCUUGCAGGUCGUCAAGGAUCCUUUGUAUCGACCAGCCAUUGUCGCCGUGGUUGGAGCUUCGUUUGCGCAGCAAUUUUGCGGAAUCAACAGCAUCAUUAUGUAUUCCGUCUCCCUCCUACAGGAUCUUCUACCCAUCUCGUCGGUUCUUCUUACGAUCCUGGUGUCGGUCGUGAACCUGGCAAUGACCAUCGCCUGCUCGCCGUUGCCUGACCGCAUUGGCCGCAAGACUUGCCUCAUGAUCUCCGUCAUUGGCCAAGGAUGCAGCUCGCUCGCUCUGGCAUUGUCGAUUGUCUCUGGCCUCCAGAUCCUGUCCGCGUUUGCCGUCGUCUUCUUUGUCGCCUUCUUUGCUGUUGGCCUCGGCCCGGUGCCUUUUAUCCUCGCUUCGGAGCUGGUGGGCCAGGAAGCAGUUGGCGCCGCACAGAGCUGGGCUCUCGCUGGAGCCUACGUCUCGACUUUUAUGGUUGCUCAGUUCUUCCCCAUUCUCAACACUGCUCUAAACAAGGCCUUUGGCGGCCAUGGUGGCUGGGUCUACUUUGUUUUCGCUGCGGUGGCCGCCGGUGCCGCCCUCUUUAUCGCUUGGAGGAUCCCUGAAAGUCAAGGCAAGAAGGAUGCAGAUGAAGUCUGGGGCCGUACUCGUCGUCUUGAUUAA